AUGUUAAGUGGUAUCUCCCCGCUACCGGCUCUCGCCAGGAUGUCUUGGGUCCUGCUGACUGUUCUUUGGCUCAUCCUUCAAACUCAAGCCAGAACUGUAAAGCAAAGCCCUGAAUUCAAGCUCCAUGAGCUAGUUCACCCUAAAAAACUACACAUGGCCUACCAGAGGGAGCUUGAGAGCAGCCGGAAGGAAAGGAAUGGCAAACAGGGAAGAUGUGUGCCUAACGUUCACUACCAAAUUACCUUAAGUGGAGAAGAAAUUAUCCUUCACCUUCAAAACCCCAAGUUUCUCCUGGGGUCAGAUGGCACUGAAACGAAAUUCUCAUCCAGAGCAGAGAAUGUCACCAGCAGCCCACAGAAGAGGAGGCACUGUCACUAUGAAGGUCACAUCCUAAAUGAAAAGAACUCUGCAGCCAGCAUAAGUACCGGUGAUGGGCUGAGAGGAGACUUCACCUACCACGGUCAAAGGCACGUAAUAAAGCCUCUAGAAAGUACAGACCAGGGAGAACACGCUGUCUUUGCAUAUGACCGCAAGGAGCUGGACACUGUUUGUGUUAAUCCUACCUGCGGAGUGAAUGGCAUGGGCAGAAAACAAAGGCAUAGUCGACUCUCCAGGUCCCUGGGAGGCCUAGAGCAGGAAGAGUUUCUCCAGGCGCAGAAGUACAUCAGUCUCUUCUUGGUGCUGGAUAACGCCUUUUAUAAGACGUAUAAUGGUAACCUGACUCAGAUGAAAACCUUCGUGUUUAAUGUCUUGAACCUUCUGAAUGUGAUUUAUAAUACGAUAGAUGUUCACGUGGCCCUGGUAGGGAUGGAAAUCUGGUCCGACGGCGACAAGAUAAAGGUGGAACCCAGGAUAGGCACCACAUUUAGCAACUUUAUGAGAUGGCACCGAUCUCACCGAUCUCACAAGAGGAUCCACAGCCACGCUCAGCUUCUCAGUGGGAUUGGCUUCAGGAAUGGGCGCGUAGGAAUGGUGGCCUCCAAUUCCCUGUGUUCUCCAUCUUCAGUGGCUGUUAUCGAGGCUAAGAAGAACAAUGUAAGCCUGGCGGCGGUGAUGUCCCAUGAAUUGGGACAUGCCCUGGGCAUGCCUGACAUCCCAUACUUCACCAAGUGUCCCUCUGGCAGCUGUGCUAUGAAUCAGUAUCUCAGCUCAAAAUUCCCAAAGGAUUUCAGUACUUCCUGCCGGGAACAUUUCCGAAGAUACCUUCUAGCUCAGAAACCGAAGUGCCUGCUACAAGCACCUAGUCCGAAAAGUAUGAUCACUCCUCCGGUGUGUGGCAACCACUUUCUGGAAGUGGGAGAAGGCUGCGACUGUGGCCCCCCUAAGGUAUGCUCUGAUAGCUGCUGUGACCCCCUGACCUGCAGAAGAAAACUGGGACCUGGGUGUGGGGAGUCCCCCCCACAACUGACAGUGUGA
This is a messenger RNA of Perognathus longimembris pacificus (Pacific pocket mouse), 1416 nucleotides long. RefSeq names its product ADAM like decysin 1 (gene Adamdec1). The transcript is spliced from 14 exons. NCBI's taxonomy places the organism in Eukaryota, Metazoa, Chordata, Mammalia, Rodentia, Heteromyidae. Gene Ontology annotation, molecular function: metalloendopeptidase activity. The coding region runs from base 1 to 1416 and encodes 471 amino acids. Gene Ontology annotation, biological process: proteolysis. The record is from RefSeq and is a predicted model, not a curated record.